CAGAGGGUGCCAUGUCAUAGACAGAAGAAACAGUAGAACCAAACUAGGAACGAAGUUCACGCGCAAUGGAGACGAGCACAGCACGGAAGCGCAGCUAGUACGAUUUGAUUCGACACUAAAAUAUGCGGUCAAGAAGAGGACAAAAGCGGCCAAAGACUCGGAAUCAGAGUAGAUUUUAGGUGGCUCUCUCGCACCCCUGUGAGCUCAAGCCCGGCCAAAGAGUCUACUAGAGCCUGAACAAGGUUUCCUAGUUUAUUCUCCACAAAUCAUACUUAUUACUGUCUUUCGUGCAACUCCCGGGCACGCACUUCGACGAAAUUCAUCCAUUCUUACGUACAUGUGCAAACUAGGCCACGUUCAGCUCAUUCCUUUUCGUGCUUUUGCCGAAGCUGUCGCUGUCUGUUUAUCUACUUCUCGAUACGGCGCUGGUAGAUUUCAAUUGGCGGAUGCAGAGCCUGUCGUAGUUUAGCCUGUGGGCGCAGCCAGGGAAAAGGUUCGGAUUGGAGAACGUGCAUGACUUCGUGGGCUAGAUACAGGGCUUGUGGGAUCAAGAACAUGAAGAAAGAACUCAGAUACCGAAUUACAGCCGAGGAUGUCACCGAGGGGAUCGACGCCACAGGACUUAUUGCAAUUGUAACGGGUGGUACAAGUGGAGUAGGAAUAGAAACAGUUCGGGUACUGGCCCUACGUGGAGCAUAUGUGUUCAUAGCAGCUCGCAACUAUGACAAAUAUCUUGCUGCAAAGGAGAAGAUCCUCGAAAGCAACUCCGUUGCUCAAAUUGACUACCUCAACGUUGACCUUGCAAAUCUGGCUUCGGUCCGAAAAGCUGCUUCAGAAUUUCUGGCCACCAAGCUUCCGCUCAAUAUUCUCGUAAAUAACGCAGGUAUCAUGAUGGUUCCAUACCAACUUUCCGAGGACGGUAUCGAGAUGCAAUUUGCAACGAACUAUUUGGGUCACUGGCUGUUCACCAACCUUCUGCUCGGUAAGAUGAAAAGGUCGGCUGAAUCGGGGAUCCAAGGAAGGAUCGUAAAUGUUGCCUCUUCAUUCCAACUGACCUACAAAGGCGGCAUCCGCUUUGAUUCACUGAACGAGAAGGGCGGGUAUAGCCCAUACUACGCCUACGGUCAAUCAAAAAUUGCGAACAUCCUUCAUGCCAAGGAGUUGUCCGCUCAACUGGAGAAAUCCGGGGCUAAUGUGACGGUCAACUCAUGCCAUCCUGGCGCAACGUUCACGAGUCUUCAAAGAGCUCUUCCCAGAUACCUAACUGGUGCUGUCAAGCUCUUCAGUGGAAUUUUGUGGAAGACUCCAGCGCAGGGAGCAGCAACCCAAUGUUUUUUGGCACUGAGCCCAACUGUCAACUGUGUCAGUGGCGAGUAUUUUUGCAAUAUGAAAGUGGCAGAGCCUGUGGAGAUCGCAUCUGACCCUGACCUGGCGAAGAAACUCUGGGAUUACACCGUGAACUUGACAUGCACGGCACAAACAUACAACCCGGAGAGGAGCAUCACUGUCACAGGAGUAUCGUACGAUUUAGGAAAUCUAGAGAGAAGCCAACCGUCAUCGCCGGCUGGUCGAUAAAUAUUUCCGUAGCGAAGAUUUGGAGAGGUGAAGGACGAGCUGGGGACGGUGCUGAGGACUAGAAGACAAACUGCAGGCCAGAGUUACUGGACAUUGUCAAAAAAGCUCCCGACUGAGAGACUUCAUGCCCCAUUAGAGAACUUGACGACAGAACUGCAGGCACAAUUUUGGCGGUGCUUAGAGAGCUCCCAAUGUGGAAACGACUCUCCAUCGGAAGCAGUUUAGAAGUUGAAGAUGUCCAGAAUCAGCUCAGACUUGGUUUACGAAAUCCGAAAAACGUGUGAAUUACUAGAUGUACAGUCGGUUAAGUCGUUAUACGUUUACCUUACAUCGCUACCGUAGUGAAGCUCUAAGAGCCCCCUGUAAGAUGUCUGUGUGCUACACCCCCACAAUGAGGUUGAGUGGAGCCAUGUAAGGAGAUCAAUAUCGGCUCCAGCCCACGAAAAAAGUGUCAUGUAAAUCAUGAUAUAGACUUGAACUGGGGAUUCCAACUGCACAUCAUUAUGCAGAUGGCCCCAGAACAUAGAAUUUCCAAAUGCGAGGAUGGCCUACAACGCCUUGGACACGUAUGAGUCCAUUGUCCUCGCCACUUUUGUUUUACUUACCGAUAUCCAGAAUUGAAAAAACCCAAUCGAGCAAGUAUAUUCC
This is a messenger RNA of Marchantia polymorpha subsp. ruderalis, 2223 nucleotides long. Lineage: Eukaryota; Viridiplantae; Streptophyta; Marchantiopsida; Marchantiales; Marchantiaceae. The record is from the annotation of a GenBank genome assembly.